GUUGACUGUCUGGACUAUCUUGGUGCCAUUCCAGGUUAGUCGUCGAAGGAGCACAGCCAGGAGUGUAGAGGAUGAGGAGGCGGGUCACCUGAUCUGUCAGAGAGGAGACAUGCUCCACGCAAGAUGUAUAGAAUAUUUUUCAAUGUUUUUUAGCUUUUCGGACAGAAUAAGUUCUUUUAGCGUAAGAUGUGAGGGGGUUCUCUCUUUCUUUCUCUCUUGACUUUUUGGUUGGGGGUGGGACUGUUUUCUUUUGAAUAAUCUAUUAUAGACAUUAUUAAGAGUAUACCUUGGGGAUUUUUCCCUUACCCCCUCCCCCCCAAAAAAAAGUAUUCAACGAAGUGAAUGAACCUACUGGGAUGGGAUCCCUGUAAAUGUACUUUGAAGACAGUUGUCCAGUAACAUCUCUCAGACCAGAUAUUUACAAUUUAGAGCACAUCCUAGAACAACCUUCAGUGAUAGUACUUAGUCCUUCUAAUUGUUUGCUUUAUCUCUGUUUAUUGUUGAUUAUUUGCUAGGCAAUUUAAUAGCUGAGUAGCUUCACCACUUUGGUGACUAAGAGUUCUUUUCUUUAUAGACGAGGUUCUUGCUGUGUUGGGUGAAGGUGGUUUCUCAAAAGUAGUGGAAUGCAUGGAUCACGGAGCGGAAGGCAGACAUGUUGCAGUGAAAAUAGCAAAGAAUUUUGAUUGGUCCUCCGAUGCGGCUCGUGAGGAAAUACAGGUGCUGGAAGAUUUAAAAGCAUCAGACCCCAGCAAUGCCUAUCACUGUGUCCAGAUGUUGGGAUGGUUUGAGCACCGUGGACACGUCUGCAUUGUUUUUGAGCUCCUGGGGCUCAGCACCUUUGACUUUAUGAGCGUCAAUGACUUCUUGCCGUUUAACCUGGACGACAUUAGACACAUGGCUUAUCAGAUCUGCACCUCUGUCAACUUUUUGCACAUGAAGAAGUUGACACAUACAGAUCUGAAGCCAGACAAUAUUGUCUUUGUGAAAUCUGACUACGUAGAAGAGUACAACCCCAAACUGGUAAGUUGCCAUCCUCUUCCCCACUCUCCUCCACCUCAGUCAUCCUCUGCGUUCAUCUGGUCACUUGCAUCCCACCACCUUUCAUUUCAGGAAUGCACUGAAUGCAGACUGAGAAAACCAGACAUCAGACUUGCGGACUUUGGGUGCGCCACUUACGAUCAUGAUUACCAUAACCCUGUGGUGACUACUAGACCUUACAGAGCUCCCGAGGUGGUCCUAGGUCAGUGGAAGGCUGUUUGUUUGACUGAUCUUUCAAGUAUGAGUUUUUGUGUGCUAUUGAAUGGAGCUAGAGAAGUGCUUGGUGUCUUGCUUGAGCUGUUGAACUGUUUGCCGUCUGCUCUAAACAUGAACAACCUGAAUCUUUUCACAGAGCUCGGAUGGUCCCAUCCAUGCGAUGUGUGGAGCAUAGGAUGUACUCUCCUGGAAUACUACCGUGGAGUCUUAGUAUUUGAGGUAGGCAACUCUAUCCCUCAGAAGCAUGCAGCAUGCCCAGCACUCCCCAACUUGAUGAACAUAAGCUACGGAGAGGUGGGGACUAAAGGCAAUGGUCUGUGCGAGAAAGUAAGCUGCAUUCCUCUGUGGUGCCAAGUUGAAGAGAACAGAAGAUGUAGGCCACAAGGAACGUUCUCAGCGGCAGAUUUUGACAAGUUACUUUCAGUAGACGUUUUGGCAGCGUCUUGA
This is a messenger RNA of Cuculus canorus (common cuckoo), 1701 nucleotides long. RefSeq names its product dual specificity protein kinase CLK1-like. The record is from RefSeq and is a predicted model, not a curated record. Bases 628 to 1701 code for a protein of 357 amino acids. Gene Ontology annotation, cellular component: nucleus. Gene Ontology annotation, molecular function: ATP binding; protein tyrosine kinase activity. NCBI's taxonomy places the organism in Eukaryota, Metazoa, Chordata, Aves, Cuculiformes, Cuculidae. Gene Ontology annotation, biological process: regulation of RNA splicing; protein phosphorylation. The transcript has 4 exons.